Zingiber officinale is the source of this 3327-nucleotide messenger RNA. Its product is annotated as pentatricopeptide repeat-containing protein At4g20740-like. Gene Ontology annotation, molecular function: protein binding. The record is from RefSeq and is a predicted model, not a curated record. NCBI's taxonomy places the organism in Eukaryota, Viridiplantae, Streptophyta, Magnoliopsida, Zingiberales, Zingiberaceae. The transcript is spliced from 3 exons. The coding region runs from base 121 to 2244 and encodes 707 amino acids.
GGUUGACCAUCACUGUGACCUCGGGUAAAUGGGCAGCCAUUGCCUUCCUCGCCGUGCGGUUGUCGAGAUAGUAAGCCGCCGGCGCCGCUACCGUCGACGGUUCCCUGAUUCCCCUCUCGAAUGAGUAGGAAGACAUCAACCAUGCCACCCGCCUCUGGCAGCCGGAAGUACUUCUUCUAUGGCCACCGCAAGCCCUCACAAAAUCGCCCUGUCGUCCGCGGCGGCCGCUUCUCUAAUCGAAAAAUUGUCUCUCCCGUCCCAGUUGACACCGCCGUUCGCCGCAGCACCGACUUCCGUGAAUGGAACUUUGAUUGCCCUAGCCAGCCGAUGCCGCUCUCUCCUUCUGUCCCUGCCAUCGACCGUCGACGCUCGCCUCUCGCUCGUUACAUUCUCGACUCCCUCCGCCGUCACUCUCGCUGGUCGGCCGUCUUUUACGAUCUGCGCAAGCUUCGUCGUGUCCCUCCUGACCUCGUCGCCGAAGUUCUCCGCUCUCGCCCCCUUAUCGAUCCCUCCCUCUUCACCCGAUUCUUUCAUUGGGCCGGCAAGCAGAAGGGCUUCCAUCACACAUUCGCAUCAUAUAAUGCUUUCGCCUAUGCCCUCAAUGACGCCGCACGUCCUGCAGCCGCUGACCAACUACCGGAGCUGAUGCACGCGCAGGGGAAACAGCCAUCCGAGAAGCAGCUUGAGGUCCUCGUUCGAAUGCAUGCUGAUUCUGGCCGUGGCCUUCGGCUCUUCCACAUCUACCGGAAGAUGCGAGGUAAAUUUGGUGUUAAACCUCGCAUUUAUCUCUACAAUCGUAUCUUGGAUGCUUUAAUUGCAACCGGGCAUCUUGAUCUUGCUCUUUCUGUGUAUGAUGACCUCAAGGUUGAUGGUCUCAAGGAGGAAGCCAUCACUUUCAUGAUCCUUGCUAAGGGAUUUUGUCGUGCUGGAAGGAUGAAUGACCUUUUCCAACUACUUGAACGAAUGAGAUCAGAACUGUGCAAGCCGGAUGUUUUUGCAUACACUGCAAUGAUUAAGGUGUUAGAUUCGGAGGGGAAUAUGGAUGGUUGCUUGAGGGUUUGGGAGGAACUGGUGAAAGAUGGAGUAAAAGUUGAUGUAGUGGCAUAUUCGACAAUGGUUUCUGGUCUGUCUAAAGCAGGAAAGGUUGAAAAGGGCUAUGAACUGUUUUUGGAGAUGAAGAGGAAGGGAUUUGUGAUUGACCCUGCUGUGUAUGGGUCAUUGGUGGAGGGAUUAGUAGUAGAGGGCAGAGUUGGGGAUGGUUGCCAGCUGUUGAACGACAUGAACAAUAAUGGGUACCGUGGAGAUCUCUGCGUUUACAAUUCCUUGAUAAAGGGCCUAUGUACUAUUGGUAGAGUUCAUAAGGCUCGUAAGCUUUUUCAACUUCUCAUGAAAGAGGGUAUCAUCCCUAGCUCUGAAACUGUGAUACCUAUGCUAUCUGUCUAUGCCGAUAUAAAUGAUAAGGCCAACUUUUUUCAAUUAGCUGAUCAGUUAGGAGCAUUGAAAUUGUCAAUUUCAGAUCUUAUGACCAACUUCUUUUCAUCCUUCAUCACAAAUGCAAAUAGAGGAACGAAAGCACUGGAAGUGUUUGAAGAAUUGAAAGCAAGAGGAUACUGUAGUGUUGCUAUUUAUAAUAUUCUUAUUGAAUGUCUUCAAAGUCUCAAGGAUGUGAAACGUGCGUUGGACCUUUAUAAGGAAAUAAAGAAUUCUAAAGUUUUUCAACCAGAUUCUCAUACCUAUUGUCCAAUAAUUUCAUGUUUCGUAGCGGAAGGGCAUAUUAGAGAGGCAUGCUCUUGUUACAACACGAUGAAGGAAAAUUCUUGGACGCCUAGUGUUGAGGCUUACUGCUCGCUUGUGAAUGGGCUAUGCAAGAUUGGAGAGAUUGAUGCAGCUAUCACCCUUGUCAAAGAUUGUUUAGGAAAUGUAACUAGUGGCCCUAUGGAAUUCAAGCAUGCAUUGACUGUUAUAAACACUUGCAGAGCAAAGAGUCCAGAGAAGGUGAUAAAAAUUUUGCAUGAGAUAAUUGAUCAAAAUUGCCCAUUGGAAGAUAUUAUUUACUGUUCUAUCAUAUAUGGUUUCUGUAAAUAUGCAAGUUCAGAAGAGGCAAGAAAAGUAUUAGCAGAAAUGAGAGACAAAAAGUUCCUUGAAGAGUCAGACUUUAUAAUCUAUGAGGAGUUACUUAAUGGACACCUGAAGAAGGCUACUGCAGCCUUGGUGAUCUCUGGCUUGAAGUUUGUUGGUCUUUAAUCUAAGUUAGAAUUCACCAAUUAUUUGGAGUGACCAUGGUGAAUGGUUGAGGAAAAUGUCAGAGAUCUGGUAUUGAAGAAAUCCUACAGCCACCUUGAGAAACAAAUACACCCUAGUCCCCUCAAAGGCCCAUUUUACUUCCUGAGUUAGGCAGCUCAUGCAAGUUCAGUCCCAAUCACAGGGUUAUUGUGUUGGGUAUAAAAGGAAUUUUGUGUGGCACCACAGUUGCUUGCUUUCUUUUCUUGAGUCCAGACACUAAGCCAACUUGUCUGGAGGCAUUCCAGCAAAUGCGUUUUGGCAGGAUUAAGACUGAGAACCAAUUUAAUUUUUUUUUCUGCUGCCUUGUUCCUUCAGUUUGAAUUCAUCAACCUUGUACAGAUAAAUCAUGGUGCUGCAUAUUUUCUCCCUCUCUGACAAGGUGUACUAAUGCAAAGUCUCAGAGAGAAAUAAGUUUGUCCCCUGCUGAUGCUUUAUACUUCAGUAUCAAGCCUUUGUAAUAAUUCAGAAUCUUAGGGAAGCAACGAUCAUGGCUUUUUGGAAAAUGUAUUAGAUGCACAUCUACUCAGAUGCAGUUGGAUAAUCUUACUAUUGCCGCUUUGCUUUUUCCAUUUUCUAUCAGAAACUUAGAAGCCAUGGGAUUCCAAAUGUGCUGUUUAUGGAACGAGCCAGGUUCUGAAGAGAAGUGAUAGACUGCACAGUCACAGAAAAAGUGAAAAUACUAGAUUCCUUAUAAAGAUGGCUUUUUCUUCUCUCUUAUUUGUUUUCUUUUCUCCAUCAUUGUUUGUUUUUUCUACUCUUGUCAGUACUGAUAUCCAAAAAUGGUCAUACUCUACAGGAAGAUUGUUGAACCUUUUGCUUGGGGAAUCUCAAGUUCUACAGCUGAAUUGUUGGCAUUCUCUAGGUUUCCUCCAAGUAUUAAUAUUGCAUUAGGACUUAUGUUCCUCCAAAGAAUUUUUUUGAUCAUAUGCCUGGUAUGUAUUGGUCUGACGAAGAUUAGCUAUCACCUUUAUAAGUCAGUGGUUGCUAAAUGCUAUGUAUUUUCUAUCAUCUUUUACUCUUAUAUUAUAUUGGCCAUUUUAAUUU